This is a messenger RNA of Boeremia exigua, 1196 nucleotides long. RefSeq lists its product as uncharacterized. Bases 87 to 836 code for a protein of 249 amino acids. The transcript has 2 exons. NCBI's taxonomy places the organism in Eukaryota, Fungi, Ascomycota, Dothideomycetes, Pleosporales, Didymellaceae. The record is from RefSeq and is a predicted model, not a curated record.
CAUUGCAAGACCAAAGUGCGUACCAUAUGCAACCCACAAGUCUUGCUUCUCAAUCGUAAAGCCUCGGUGUUUCUUGACUUCACACGAUGACCACGAUAGCUGAUGAUAGCAAAGAGCAAGCGCUUACCUUACUGUGUGGAGGCGAAGACCCGUGGACCUGGGGAGGCGAUGCUGCUUCAUGUUAUUUCACGUUCGAAAGAGGCGGGACAGGGACAAUCAGUUGCGGAGAGAACCAAAGGGACUGGUUUGCCAUUGAGACGGAAUGGUCGCUCACUACAGAUCCAAUCAGGGUAAACAGUAACACCCGGGAAUUCUCUAUUCAGUUGACCUUUACCACCCGCAUUGCUCCCUGGUACCACGACCGAAACCCAUGGCUCAAGGGCGCUGCACUUGAGGAACACCUCAAGAAUCCUCCACCUGCAAGCCAGGCACCAUUUCCUUGGUUACCACUGCAGAGCGUGGCCUUCCGUCCUAAGACCUACUCUUUUACACUAUCGCGUGGUAGCUUUGUGCAGCCUUUCCAGUACUUCAUCAAGGUUCCCUACCCUCUCUUCCAAGUGAAGAACUAUGGGACAAAUCGCUUUGCGCCAUAUCGAUACCGCAGUCAGAUAUCAUUUAAAACAUCACCAUAUCCGCCUCGUGAAGAGUGGGACGAAUCAUGGCCGAAUAGAGUUGCGCUCUGUAUGAGUCUGGACUUUCAUCGACACUGGGAGAAGAAGAAUUAUGUACGGGAAAGCAUUGCCACAAAGGACGAGACUUGGAUGGAUGCAUUCGAUCUUAGAUGGUGGUUAAGUCCGACACUCGGAGACGCGUAUAAGAGGGGUAGGACGUUGUAGGAGAGAGAAGGGACCGAAUUUUUCCGUCCUUCUGAGAAGGCAUGUUACGCUGAAGUCCACAAAAGAGCUGGCUUUUGUCUUCGUCAAGAAGUAGGGUCUAAACUUCGGCUGUACUCAGAUAAGCGCUUCACAGCCCGGGGAAACAGUGGCCAAGACUCGACAGUAACGUCUCCUGGCUCCUAGGGAGCAAAUAACAAAACCCUAAUUCAUUGAUCCUUCAUCGAAUCACAAUAGCAUCGGUGGGUUACUUGUACAAGUAGAUGCUGUCAAGCGUCUUAACUCAGCUUCGGCUUGCUAAGAUGAAGAUAAACAAAUGCUGAUUGUAUGUGGAAGUAGUAUCGUAAAUGACUUAUACCAGAA